GUUCCGAACUGUUGGCCAAACAAUGCGUGGCCAUGGGCGUGGACUUGGAGGAGGAGGAUGUCCAUGGCCAGACACCACUGUUUUAUGCCGCAGCGCGCGGCAACAUGGUGGUGGUGAAGUUCCUGCUUAAUCUUGGCUUUGAGAUUAACUACAGAGAUAAUGCCAGGAAGACGGCGUUAUUUUUCGCAAUCGAAAAGGGUCACCUGGAAGUGGCCGACUACCUUAUCGAGCGGGCCGCCUCGAUCUGGGUGCGGUCAUCAAACAAAGUGACCCCCCACUCUUUGCUCAAGAAGGUGGGGCACAAGCCGCCUGAAAGGAAGCGAAAGCUGGCUUCGCCGACGCCGAGUUGCAUAUGUCCUGGCGCCGCAACAAGGAGCCACUUCGCCCAGUGGGAAUGGAAAUACGACGAGGAUGAGCCUCAGGUAGACAGAAGGGAAGACAACGUGCUCGUUGAAACCCCGCAGUACUUUGUCUGCUCCACCGUGACAGACUCUUCGAAACGCCUACGACGUUCGGAGCUUGAGUUCGCCGGGGACCACGCGCAUCUCCACCAAGACGCGACGUGGUACCCCGAGGUAACCACACAGCAAGCUGCUGCUCUAGUCAAUGUGCGCAUGGAUGACGAGAACGAGCACUUGAAAGUCAUUGAAGAGUUGGCAAGCGGCUCUCGCCCAUCUGCCUUUACACUGCCAGCCGUCUCCACACAGAGCAAAACCGUGGCUGGCUACAUCCACGCAUCCAUCGCAGACGAGAU
This is a messenger RNA of Symbiodinium necroappetens, 754 nucleotides long. Lineage: Eukaryota; Dinophyceae; Suessiales; Symbiodiniaceae. The record is from the annotation of a GenBank genome assembly.